UUAUAAUACAAUUUUAUGUUUACCAGAUCAGAUGGUGAAAAUCACGAUGAACGACCAAAAGUGGAUAAGUUGUUCUUGAAGAAAAAGGGAAUAGGCUCGGAAGCCAGGGCUGAACGCAUGGCUAAUGCAGAUGCAGACUUACAGUUGCUGGGGGAAGCGGAACGAGAAAGACGGCUGCAAAAGCAGAAGAGACGCAGGCGUCAAGGACAGGAAGAUGAAGUGCUAGCAAAACUUGAGAAAUUUAAGUCCGUAUUUUCUGCCAAAUCCAAUGGAUCUGACGAUGAACCUGUGCGUAAGAAGGACGAAAACUUGUCUGAUUGGAUGGGAGUCGGACUAAAGUUUACUCCUGAGGCUGGCAAGGAUAACAUGUCUCGAAGUGAUGACCCGAACGACUAUGUGGUGCACGACCCACUUUUGGAGAAAGGAAAAGAGAAAUUCAACAAAAUGCAGGCCAGGCAAAAACGACGUGAACGAGAAUGGGCCGGGAAAUCUCUUACUUGAUCUCAUUUCUGCUUUUCAAUAUCCGAUCUAAUAUUUGAAUCUCAAGUUCAGUCAAAUGCUCUGCUUUCAGAUGAAAUUACUAAUGAUAAUGCAACUACCCUAGUAUAACAAUGAUAACAAGGUGAAAGUUCUCUGCUGCAUGAAUUGUAUCGAGCAGUAGCACAACUAAACAGUUAUGAUAUGUUUGGUUCGUGGUAAUGGAUUAGAGUUAUAGUACAAUAGACAAGAUUUGAGUUUCUUUUUCUUCCUUGAUCUUAUCAACCAACUAUGCUAUAUGUGAACGGGUGCUGCUUCUUCCCUUCUCUUCUUAGUUCUCCUCUUUUAUGUUUAAACUUUAAUUUUGAUCUGUGAUGAUACAAUGCGAUUUGAAAGUGUACAAUGCAAAUGACACUGUCAUCCUUGUAUCUCCAUGGAUGUGUAUUUCUCA
This is a messenger RNA of Olea europaea var. sylvestris, 928 nucleotides long. RefSeq names its product peptidyl-prolyl cis-trans isomerase CYP57-like. The record is from RefSeq and is a predicted model, not a curated record. NCBI's taxonomy places the organism in Eukaryota, Viridiplantae, Streptophyta, Magnoliopsida, Lamiales, Oleaceae. The coding region runs from base 16 to 501 and encodes 161 amino acids. The transcript has 3 exons.